UAUCAUUCAAGCCACCCCGCACCGGAGGAGGUGUUUUCCAAGUUGACGGACAUGCUCUCAGGGCAGGGUUUUCGCACCUCACUGGUUCAACAAACUCGACGCUCCAUUUUGGUCGCUGCGCAUAACUGGGGCGCCGAGGAAGGCAACCUCCGUCCCAGGCUUGCGCGGCAGAGACCGACAUGCCAAGGUGAUUUUCAAUUGCUACAGUCCAAUUGUUUGGACCUGCACACCUCCAAUGGCCGUCUGGUUUUCUGCGCACCGCUACUGUUAAGUGAAACUGCCAGGCAGGCGCUGGUGUGGCAUGGUAGUGCGGUUGAAGACUUGCUUGGGGAAUGCGACCGGGGUGGUGGCAUGGCCAGGUCCAACUCAGCCGCUGCUGCCCAGGAUGAAACGUCCUGCUCAGCGCGGGCUAGUUCAACAUCGUCCAGCAAACAUUGUGCAUUGUGCAUGUGUUUGAGAACACUUCUACGCACCGUCAAUGUUUGCAUCACGGCCGCGCAGUUCAUGCGCCAGAGUUCUGCUUGCAUGGCAGGCCGGAGGGUAGAGCCUAGCCGCCAGGAAUCCUACCCACUGCCCCACCGAAGUCUGACAAGUGCCAGGGCCCCUGAGCAAGCAAGGCGUGACGCCAACCUUUGGGCUGACAGUUUGGAUGAGCGCUUCUACCCACCCAUGCAUGAUAAGCCCCUGCGGAUCAUCGGAAACAUCAAAGUUGGAGACUGGCCAGUACAAAACAGUUGGAGACUGGCCAGUAUAAAACCGUCAGCAGCAUGCACAUGCCCAGUAUAUAAACAGGUUUCUCAAGGGCCUUCUGCGGCAAAAAGGCGUAUGAAAAAAAAAUAAAUAUUUGUCGUUUCCCACGCACGACGGUACGUUCGUGAAGUCUGUUGUUGGCAGAUCAACCCACGACCUUGCCAGAACCAUGUAGGGACAGAGGUUUUUGGGGUUGACAGAAUCAGAAGAGCUUGCGUGCCAGUGUCAAUUAGCCAUUGUUUUGCCAGAGUCACAACAUUGUGUGACCCGAACUCUAGCCACUAAUUCAUUUGCAGGCCAUCGUGGCUCGCUUUCCGACGCCGAGCCACCAAGGCCUGCCUCCCAACAGCACCCGUGGAGCACCGGUUUUCCUCUCCCCCUCCCGACGUUCCCACUCCUGACAUCCCGGGCGCUCAUUCUAUUCCCGGAGACUUCGAGGGUUGUGUGGCUAUUGAAGCGCGCGUUGCCACAUCACAUGCAUGGUGCGAGGCCGCGGGCAGCCGUUGGUUCUCGUAACGUUCGGGCCUUGCACGAGUCAGAGCGGGUGAGGCCGAGAGACCGGUGCGACGGGCAAGUAUGUAGAAAGGAAAGUUUUAACACCAUCCACUACAGCAGGCGAUUUGUGAUUUUUUAGGCCCACACGUCAUCCAGCCGAGUGAUGAGGAGAUUCAAGUCUCGGAGAAGGGUGCGGGUGGACUGUGACCAGCUGGGGCAGACUUCUGCAACGCAGAAAGCCACCUAACAAACCCAGGCCGGCCGUCCAAAAGCAAUUGAGGCGCCAGACCAUAACCAGUUGGAAAGCUGAAUUGACCAAGCGCAGCGCUCCCAACCUGAGAUGCCCCUGAGCGCCGGGGGUGCCGAAGACACUGCAGCUGCCGAAGCACACCAUUUGCGUGCCUAUGAGGCCGACACAGCAAACCGAGCAACCCUACAGGAGUGGCAUGGUCCCCUGCGCAAGACUGGAAAGCAACUGGGUGAGCACACUGCAACUGGAGGUAUGUACUUGAAAUACAAGGCCUGCCGUCUGAUGGACAACCCGUCGUCAAAGGCGCUGAAUGGCGAAAAUAUUGAUCGUAUCCAAUUAGAGACUGCGUGGUCUUGCCCCACAGUUCGAACUGUCCUUCGGAUCACCGAUGAUCUGCAUUUGGAUGACCAAAUACGCAGCUCUGGUUCUGAUGACAUUGUGAGGGAAAUUGUUGGUACGGCAAGUUCGAGCUUUAUGGCUGCCAUGGCCAAGAUUGACGAACUCAGGGACGACGUCCAAGUUCAAAGGGAUGAGAGGAGGGUGCAAGCAGAAAGCAACCUGAGCAAAGUUGCCUAUCAGUCACUUUAUGGCCUCAAGCAGGUCCAGGAGCCGAAGCAGACAGUGACGCAUGGAAGGUCAAGGCGACGAAGCUCUGUAGGCAGCGCGCUCUCAAGCGAGGUUCAACUCCUCCCUGGGACGUCUCUGGGACGUGGCAUGGGGCCGACUGUCAUCCGCUUCACCCCCGAUCCACGGGAAGACCAGCUGAGACAGAAAGUCCAAGUGUUUGACAGAUGGAUGUAUGGACAUUUAGCGGAGGAGCGGAAUCUGUCGAGACAAAAUGAGAACCGCCGGAGGCUUCCACCGGUGCGAUUGGACAUGAGACUCUUGGGCCUUGCUGAGUGAGUGUUUGGGAAAGAUGUGGGUGCAACUGGGUUUAUAUAUAUUCUGCCUUGGUCUGUCAAGCAGAUCUUGAGGCAAUUUUGGCCUAUGGAGUUUGGUGAUCAGAUUAUUUGGACCAGUCUGGCUGCGAAGCAGCUGGGCUAAGAUGUGCUCCUGAAGGGCGCAUGAGAAAGACCUGCACGCGGAGUUUUCCUUCAGGACAUUUUGCUUCAUUGGCAGGUGACAUUAUUUACCUCAAAAUCCCUACAAGGCGCUGCAGCUUUUGUUACAA
Durusdinium trenchii is the source of this 2666-nucleotide messenger RNA. NCBI's taxonomy places the organism in Eukaryota, Dinophyceae, Suessiales, Symbiodiniaceae. The record is from the annotation of a GenBank genome assembly.